This is a messenger RNA of Triplophysa rosa, 1877 nucleotides long. RefSeq names its product solute carrier family 30 member 7 (gene slc30a7). The record is from RefSeq and is a predicted model, not a curated record. The transcript is spliced from 11 exons. Gene Ontology annotation, cellular component: membrane; Golgi apparatus. Gene Ontology annotation, molecular function: zinc ion transmembrane transporter activity. Lineage: Eukaryota; Metazoa; Chordata; Actinopteri; Cypriniformes; Nemacheilidae. Gene Ontology annotation, biological process: intracellular zinc ion homeostasis; transmembrane transport; zinc ion transport. The coding region runs from base 75 to 1241 and encodes 388 amino acids.
GACUUUUCUCUCUUGCGUCUAGACGCUCGUGUAGCCGCAGUGGUGAACGGAUACCGGAGACGCUUCGCUGAAAAAUGCUCCCGUUAUCCAUCAAAGAUGACGAGUACAAGCCUGCCAAGUUCAACCUGGUCGUCAAAAUAUCGAGCUGGUUCAGAUCAAUUCUUGCAGAUAAGACCUCUCGCAAUCUGUUUUUCUUCUUGUGUUUGAAUCUCUCCUUCGCAUUCGUGGAGCUCCUGUAUGGGAUAUGGAGUAACAGUUUAGGUUUGAUAUCCGAUUCCUUUCACAUGUUCUUCGACUGCACCGCUCUCCUGGCAGGCCUCGCAGCAUCAGUCAUCUCACGGUGGAGGUCCAAUGAUUCCUUCUCGUACGGGUAUGUCAGAGCAGAAGUUCUGGCGGGCUUCGUGAACGGCCUGUUUCUGAUCUUUACUGCCUUCUUUAUCUUCUCAGAGGGUGUAGAGAGGGCGCUAGAACCUCCAGAUGUGCACCACGACCGAUUACUGCCGGUGUCAGUGGCAGGACUGUUGGUGAAUCUUGUGGGAGUAUUUGUUUUUCAACACGGAGGACACGGACACUCUCAUGGGGGCGAAGGUCAUGGCCACAGUCAUUCUCUUUUUAAUGGCAAUGUGGGACAUGAACACAGUCAUGGCGGACACGGUCACGGAGGCCACGGUCACAGUCAUGAGUCCAAGCACGGACAUGAUCACGGUCACUCGCACGGACAUGAUCACGGUCACUCGCACGGAGGACAUGAAGAUUCAUGUCACGAUGACCAGUUGCACAUGCCGGGAACAGGCUCCAGCAAGCAGAUAUUACAAGGUGUUUUUCUGCACAUCGUUGCGGACACGCUGGGCAGCAUCGGUGUCAUAAUAUCAGCCAUCCUGAUGCAGAAAUACGACCUGAUGAUCGCGGACCCAAUCUGCUCCAUGCUCAUCUCGAUUCUCAUCGGUGUGAGUGUGGUCCCUCUGCUCAAGGAAUCCAUUGGGAUCCUGAUGCAACGGACACCUCCGUCUCUGGACCAUGCCCUUCCUGAGUGCUACCAAAGGGUUCAGCAUCUUCAGGGCGUUUACAAUCUUCAAGAGCCUCAUUUCUGGACGCUAUGCACAGACGUCUACAUCGGCACACUCAAACUCCUCGUGGCACCUGAUGCAGAUACUAGAUGGAUCCUGAGCCAGACGCACAAUAUUUUCACACAGGUUGGCGUCCGACAGCUGUAUGUUCAGAUGGACGUCGCUGCCAUGUAGGAGUCCGCCACACUUCUGAUCUUUGGGAGUCCUGGGACCAAAGGCCUUCUGUGCUGCUGUGGGGAAUUUCUCCACCACAACCCAACUCUCUUUGGGUUUCUGUUGCUCCACCUCCCUCUUGGAUUAAGAUGGAGCUGGGGCAGUCCAGCAAUCUGACUCCGCUCUUACCAGAAAAACGAUGACGAAAAUAACAACUGACCAGCUAUGUGUUGUUUCGGAGGGAGGCAGGGACUCGCAACGUUGACGUUGCCAACACAUCACCCUGGCGGUCAUUUGAAGUUCAUUCUUUGAAGUUCCCGUCUGCUUUUUUUAUAAUCCCACCGGACGGUUUAUUUUUCCUGUUAAUUAUGCGUUAUCAAAAUGAGGUUUUAAUUAUUGGUUGUAUGAGUGCGGAGGUCAGUGGACAUUUGUAAAAAUUACAUAACUGUGUACGGUUCAUUGACUGUAUGUGUGUUUUCCUCCUGCUUUUUUUCUGUUGCACAGUUGUAAAGAAGUGCAGGAUCCCAUUAUCAACAGAUUUGUCUGCAUUUCUUAAGUGCCUUUUUGAAAGCGAUCAUGGACAAUCGCUUAAACCGUAUUUGAUGGCCAACACGAAUGAAAUGACUUGCUGAGUAUAAUUAAAACAUUCCUUUUGCA